UUGAGUCCCUAAAGAGAACGUUUGGCCUCCCGCUGUUGGGCAAAGUUGACAGUGGGUUUCUGAGCUUGCCUUGUGCUGGAAAAAUGGGGACAUGUGGCUCUCCGGGUGCCAGCAGUGCCUUGUGAAGCCAUGUGGAGGCCAGCGAGAAGCGGGGCAGCUAGGUGGAUGGCAUCUUGUGGAGGGAGCGUCACGCCAGGGUUGGGGAUCCUGGGUGUGACGUCCCCCUUUUGUCACCACAGGCAAGCUGCUUGACCACUUUGCCUUAGUUUUACCGCUUGGGAAAUGGGCAUGGUAGAAUCAAGAAGGAUGUUGAAUUAGGAACCAGAGGAGGUGGAGUUAGGAGAAUAAGUGCUGCAGCCCACCUCUCACUGUGGCCAAUACAUUUCAACCGAAAACUCGCUCUACCCAAACAGGCCCAUUGCCGCUGAGUUCAGACCGACCUUGAGAGAUCGUCUAGUGGGGCUUGACCCAUCUAUAAAAUGAAGGUGUCUUACACCUGAAGCUCUUGAGGCAGUUAAAAUGUGCAUGACUUAUUUUGAAGUCUGCAGGGAGGGACCGAGAUGCUUCUCUUCUGAAUUUGUGGGAGGAGUGGCAGAGGCAAUCCUUAGAGGAGCCGGGAGACCCGCCUACUCACUGUCUCUUGAUCUUUAGGACUCAAGAAGGGUCUAGUGAGUAACAGGCCUCUUAGGGAGGCUGGGCUGUGUCCUCACUACCUCCAGUCUGAAGACGUUCCCCAUGAGCUCAUUGCUGUUUGUUUCCAGAACUUUCCAUGUCAUUCAGUAUAACCCAGGGGCUUGUAAACUCAAAUGCCCACACUGGGUGGAGACGGAGUUUGCUGGAGGCCCUGGCUGCUCACUCCAGCUCAUUGGGCCUGGUGGCAGUGAGGCCCCUGUGUCACUAGAUCUUCCCCUGUUCUGAGCGAGUGUGAUGCCUGAAUAUUUCUGUGAAAGUUCCCAUCUUCUAAAUGGUGGCUACUGGCUCCACCUUUGUGGGUGGGCUGGGACUGAGACUUAUGAGUAUAAUAUGUUGUUAGCUUCCUCGAGUUGGCCCCUGACUUAGGGUGACCCCAUGCACAAUGGGAUCGAACUGUUGUGAUCCAUAGGGUUUUCGCUGGCUGAUUUUUUGGCAGUAGAUCACCAGGCUUUGCUUCCUCAUCUGCCUUAGUCUGGAAGCUCCGCUGAAACUUGUUCAGCAUUAUAGCAACGUGAAAGCCUCCACUGACAGAUGGGUGGUGGCUGCAUACGAGGUGCCUUGGUCGGGAAUCCAACCGAAGUCUCCUGCGUGGAAGUGGAGGAUUCUGCCAUCGAACCACCGCUGCCCCCGGGAGUGUGAAAUGCGUACGGCUAAUGGCUGGAACAGUGUUGUGUAGUCAGGGCCUGCCGGAUCACCCUUCUAAGGGUUGUCUGAGAGCUGGAGGUCAGAGGUCUCAGCUGGAGAAUCAGCCCAUAACCAGCUGGCCUUGUUCUUAGGUCCUCCUGACUGAACCCUUGAGACUCCAGAACCUGCAGGUGAGGAGGCCAUGAGGAAUUCCUAAGUUCCGCAGCUCUGGCCCUGAGGACACGAGUGAAAAUGAUACCUGGGACAACCAUUGAGCCCUGGACCAGGGCGCAGAGAGCCACCAGCACAGAAGGGCUGCCGUGGGUCAGGGAGUGGGGGCUGGAGAAUUUGGUAAAGACAAGAAUGGUUCUUACCUUAAUGAGUGUCUGAGGAUUGGGUUUGUUUUCGUUUUGUGUCUUUGCUCUCCCAGAGCCUGAGCACCUUGGUAAAGGGAGGUGGGUUGGAAGGAGAGUGUAGGGUAUGGUCUAGGCACCCAGACGCCGGAUCCCGGUUAUGUAGAACUGGCUAGUACUGGUGACUGCUGGUGCCAGGAGCCCCGGCCUGGGAUGCUGGGAGGAGAGGGCAGUCAUCAGUGGAAGCCGUGAGUGUGACCAUGCAGAGUCAGAACCUGGUUCUAGGGGCCGGGUUCUGAGGAGCCUGGUGCCCGGGAGAGGGCAGUCUAAGUAGGGGAGGUGUGUGUGUCACGCAUUGCCAACUUUGGGGUGAAUUCUCGCUGCCUACAAAGCACUGCGAUUACUCAGACCACCAGGUAGAUGGUACAGGGAUUUUUGCCACAGGGAGUUCAAGGCAGUCCCACACAACCAGGUGUGGGAUUUAGAUUCCAGAGAAAGAUUAUCAAAGAGAAAAGUCUUUGGAGACGUCAGUCAUGCUUAGGAGUGAAUAGGGGUCCUGAGAUCCAGAAGUUUGAGAUCAGCUGCUCCAGGCUGUACUGUCUUGUAUGUAGCAUCUAGCGUGGAACUCAGGGGUCCACUGGCCUGGGGAAUCGCGGCUCUGCUUGGGGCUCUCCUGAUGCAGGUGUUUGAGCGCCAGUCCUGAGCCUGCUAGGAGCUUUUGCAGAUGGAACAGCUGCAAAUUUGUGUGUGCCUGGCCAGUUGCCCACAGCUGAAGGCUCUGUCUCGGCUCAGGAGUAUCGGCUGCGCUCAGCCCCGACUGCAGGGGCGGACACCCUGUUCUGUGGUGGGCCCCUCCCUGAGCGGAGCCAUCUGGGUUCUAGAGGCCUUAGUGAUAGUCAGCAGCACUUGCUGAGCACCUUCUCUGGGCCAGGCCUGGCGCUAAGCCAGCGGAGUCCCUGGGUGGUGCAAAUGGUUAACACGCUGGACUGCUAACUGAAAGGUUGGUGGUUCGAGUCUACCCAGAGCUGUCUUGGAAGAAAGGCUUGGCGAUAAAUCAGCCAUUGAAAACCCUUUGGAGCACAGUCCUACUCUGAUGCGCAUGGGGUUGCCAUGAGUGGGAGUGGCUUUUUGCCUGCAUUAUCUUGUUGAACGCUCACACCCACCCUGUGAGGGAGGUGCUAUGGUUAUACCCGUUUUACAGAUGAAGAGCCCAGGGCCUCGGGGAGCUUCAGUAACUUGUGGGAAGUCGCCCAGCCGGUUAGUGGCAGGGUGGGACUCAGAUUCACUUGUGUGAGGUCGCCCAGCUGGUUAGUGGCAGGAACCUGCAGGGUGUUGCUCUCCUUGUCCUGCACAUCUUGCUUGUCCUGCUGGAGCUGACUGGUUUGCAGUGAGACAUCAAACAAAACAAAACAAAACAAAAUUUUGUUGCCGUUGAGUUGAUCCCAACUUCGAGUGACCCCAUGUGAUGCAGUAGAAGUGCUCCAUAGGACUUUUUUUGCCUGUCAUUUUUAUGGAAGUGGAUCACCUUUCUUCUGCAGUGCCACUGGGAAAGAUGGAGACACUGAAAGACAAGACCUUGGAGGAGCUGGAGCAAAUGCAGAAUGACCCGGAGGCCAUUGACCGGCUGGCCUUGGAAUCCCCCGAGGUCCAGGACCUGCAGCUGGAACGGGAGAUGGCACUGGCCACGAACCGGAGCCUGGCCGAGCAGAACCUGGAGUUCCAGGCUCCCCUGGAGAUCAGCCGCUCAAACCUGUCGGACAAGUACCAGGAGCUCCGGAGGCUCGUGGAGCGGUGCCAGGAGCAGAAGGCAAAGCUGGAGAAAUUUUCAUCGACACUGCAGCCAGAAACCCUGUUAGGGCUUCUACAAGUUGAAGGCAUGAAGAUUGAAGAAGAGUCUGAGGCCAUGGCCGAGAAGUUCCUGGAAGGCGAGGUGCCCUUGGAAACAUUUCUGGAGAACUUUUCCUCCAUGAGGAUGCUGUCCCAUCUGCGCCGGGUUCGUGUGGAGAAGCUCCAGGACGUGGUGAGGAAGCCGAGGGCUUCCCAGGAGCCGGCUGGGGAUGCCCUGCCGCCCCGACCGCCACCCCCGCCUCGCCCAGCCCCCCAGGCGACACCCCCUGUGGCCGAGGAGCUGCAGCAGCCAACACAGUCGCCAUCUGUCAUGCCUCCCUACCCCCUGCCCUACAGCCCAUCUCCAGGCAUGCCUGUGGGCCCCACCACCCAAGGAGCACGGCAGCCGGCCCCCUUCCCGGUGGUCUCCCAGCCCUCGUUUUCCUACAGUGUGCCUUUGGGCCCCACGUUCCCACCAGCCCAGCCGGGAGCCAGGCCUGCCCGGGGCUACUCCUGGUCCCCACAGAGGAGCUUGCCACCCCGGCCAGGCUAUCCCAUGGCCCCUGCUGGUGGCUCUGCAUCUGGGUACUCCGUGGCUGGAGGCCGGGCCCCCGGUCCUGGUUAUCCUCAGCAGCAGCCACCCUACCUCUCAGCAGGAGGUAAACCUCCGUACCCCACGCAGCCCCCGCUCCUGAGCUUCCCAGGACAGCCCCAGCCCUCAGGUGCCCCCCAGCCCCCCUACCCGCCGGGGCCUGCUCCUCCCUAUGGAUUUCCACCACCUCAGGGUCCUGCCUGGCCUGGGUAUUAAACAUCAUCCUGGCCCUUGGCCUCUCCCUACUUAUACUUCCACCACAGCCUUUGGCCCCUCCAUCACUGAAGUUCAAGGUUCCUGGAGGGCGAGGUGCCCUUGGAAGUGGAAUUGGCACUCCCUGUGGACUGCUAUGGUGUACCGGAGAGCCUGGGAGGGACCUGGCCUGGCACACGUAGCCCCUGAGAGGCACUCACAGCACUUACUGGCCUUUGGCCACAGGUGUUCCCGGGAGCUCCUGUUGGUGACUGGCUUUAGCUUCCGCAGCCACUCUGGUGCUGCCAGGCGGGAGUUCACCUCUCUGUGGGCAUCUGUGUGAACGCGUGCGUGAUUGUGACUCAGACCUGCACUUGCGGGCAUCUGAACCAAUGUGGUAUCUCAGUGCUACCAUAGCCCUGGGUCUCUGGCCCUCUAUUCACCCUUCGCCCCCUCCCCUGGGGUCUGGCAAAUUCUACCUGGUGCCCACGCCAAGGGGUGCAGCUCCUUGUGUCUGUCUAGUCCCGUCAAGGACAGCCUGUCCCCCGCACCACUGUGAGGGCUGGAUUAGAGGAAGAGGACGGAGUGAAGAUGACCAAUAAUUUAUAGGUCUCAUAAAGCCAUAAUUUAACUCUAAUAGUCUGAAGUCAGAUAAGCUUGUCCCAUGUCUACCCCUUUAGUGCCUUGAAUCUCAUUCUCCAGCAGCCCGCUACCUUCAUCCGCCCCUCCAGCUGCCUGACGUCAUCCCCCAGUCUCCCUAAGACAUCAGGAGAUGCCCCAACAAUAACAUCCAAAUGGUGCUUUCUAGAACACCACCAUGUAUGUUCGAGUCAGCUUCUUUGCAUCUCAUCUUAGGAAUGUAUGGUCCAAAGGGUAGGGGUUGCAACUCAGGCAGCCUCCAGCACGCGUGGGUUUUAAGCAUGUCCCGGAAUAAAAGUGGUCACAGGAGACCGAAGCAGGUCUAAUAAAGGAAGCAUUAACUCGGUGGUUCAGAUGUGAACUGGGUCUUGAGGGCAGACCCUGGAGCUGCUACCGGGCAGGAAGCUGUGCCUUGAAAUGUCCACUGCUGGCUUGUCCAGCAUCUGGUGGGCCUGGAAGUGCUGGGGGCCAACCUUGACCUUCUGGUGCCUGCCCCCCACCCAUCCAUGUGUAUGCGCCAUAAGGUGCCAGGUGUUGGUUCUUUACCAAUUGUGCUUGCUUCUUGUGAGUUAUUUAUAAAGAAAAGUCAUUGAUGGACUGCACUGGCCAAAUGCUUCCGGAUGUGUGAUUGCCCGGACGUCUGUAUGGUUAAUUGCCGUAAUAAACUUUGAUGAAGUACA
This is a messenger RNA of Loxodonta africana (African savanna elephant), 5600 nucleotides long. RefSeq names its product VPS37C subunit of ESCRT-I (gene VPS37C). The record is from RefSeq and is a predicted model, not a curated record. The transcript has 5 exons. Lineage: Eukaryota; Metazoa; Chordata; Mammalia; Proboscidea; Elephantidae. The coding region runs from base 3181 to 4305 and encodes 374 amino acids. Gene Ontology annotation, biological process: protein targeting to membrane; ubiquitin-dependent protein catabolic process via the multivesicular body sorting pathway; protein targeting to vacuole. Gene Ontology annotation, cellular component: ESCRT I complex.